GGGGGAAGGUGACGGGAGCCAGCCGCCCGCCGCGCCGCCGCCGACACCGCACAAGAAGAUGAAGAAGCGGAAGGAGCUGAACGCUCUCAUCGGCCUGGCCGCCGACGGCCGCAGGAAGAAGCCCGCCAAGAAGGGCUCGGGCCACCGGUUGCUGCGCACCGAGCCGCCCGCUUCCGACUCCGAAUCCAGCUCCGAGGAGGACGAGUUCGCGGCGCCGGGGGUGCGGGGCCGCUGCGGGAAGGGAGACUAUCUGCGAUGCUGCAGAUUCUGUUACCCGCUCUGUGCGUUCGUCAUCCUGGCCGCGUGCGUGGUGGCCUGUGUUGGCUUAGUCUGGAUGCAGGUGGCUCUCAAGGAGGAUCUGGAUGCAAUAAAGGAGAAGUUUCGAACUAUGGAAUCUAAUCAAAAGACAUCAUUCCAAGAAAUUCCUAAGCUGAAUGAAGAUUUGGUGCAGAAGCAAAAGCAACUAGAACAAAUUGAGACUGGAGAACUUGGGCUAAAUAAAAUUUGGAUAAAUAUCACAGAGAUUAAUAAACAGAUCUCACUAUUGACCUCAACAGUAAAUCAUCUCAAGACUAACAUAAAGUCUUCUGCUGAUCUGAUUGGUCUUCCUGUCACAGUAGAGAAACUUCAGAAGACUGUAGCAAACAUAGGUAGCACUCUUACAAGUGUUUCUCAUGAUGUUGAAAACAUACAGACAGCUAUUGAAGAAUACAAGAAAUCCAUAGAAAUACUCCAGAAUGAUGUGAAGGAAUUAAAACAGAUACCUUCACUUCCCUCCACUGCUGUGCCAAGGACUGAGAGAAAUCAGACAGAAAAUUACAAACAGGAAAGCCAGUUACUGCGUGCAGCUUUGGAAGGGCUAAAUAAUACUGUAGUGAUGUACCAAAAGUUGAAUGACAUCAAGCUUCUAAAUGUGGAUUCAGCCAUUGGUAACCUUAGCCAGAGGGUUGUGCUGUUAGAAAACUCUCCCCUUGCUGUGAAUAAUCUGGACAAAGGAGAAAAUUUAUCUACCAGUGUGGGGAAUGAUGCAACUACCUCUCUAAAAGUGGAAGAUGAAGAGCAGCUAGAUAAUGAAACUCGUUCAAAUAAAGAACUAAAGGAAACAGGAACUAGAGGUUCUCAGGUAUCAAUGCUAAAAGAGAAGCUUCAGCAGAUUAGUUCUCUGGCAGGCAAGCUAGAAAAUGACAGACCCACUGAGACAUCAAAGAAUGUUGAAAGUAGCCUGAGUACUACAGUGAAGCCCACAGACCUUUCAAGGCUGGCUUUAAGGUCAGCUGAUGACAACACAGAAGGUAACAGAGAGCUGAGACAUCUGACCUUACCAGGAAUUUCCAGCACUGAAGAUCUUCAGAAUUUGUUUGAAAAAGCAACUGAAGAUGCUGAUGGAAAACUGUCACAUGAAGAUCUUCAAAAGCUACUUGGCUCUGCAGCUCAAGAGGCACAGAGCUUUAAGAAAUUUGACACAGAUGGAGAUGAGAAAUACUCUUUACAAGAACUGAGAUUAGCUUUAGGUGUAUAAGAUAUAUAUUUAGAAAUUGGACAUUGAUGGAUGCUACUGUAGCUAAAGGAAACUACGGGACAUGGAAAACUACGUCUGCACUUUCCCAGUGUUUUACUGAUCUUUGGAGAUAAAUUACUGUACACAUUGCCACCUCUUUUUUGGUUUUUGUUUUUUUUUUUUCUUUUAAUUUGCAAUUACUGAAAAGAAGUUUUCAAAUACAUAUGUCAGUAGGACAUAAUAUUGGGACUGUGUUAAAAUCCAGAAAAUUCCCAAACUUGGAGAUGUUUUCCUUAUUCUUUCCUUUUCAAAGGAGUUCUUGUUUUUAAUUUAAAAUGUGUACAUACUAAAAUAAAACUAUGGUUUUAUAUUCA
This is a messenger RNA of Apus apus (common swift), 1872 nucleotides long. It is a transcript of the gene EFCAB14, whose product is annotated as EF-hand calcium binding domain 14. The transcript is spliced from 11 exons. Gene Ontology annotation, molecular function: calcium ion binding. The record is from RefSeq and is a predicted model, not a curated record. Lineage: Eukaryota; Metazoa; Chordata; Aves; Apodiformes; Apodidae. Bases 59 to 1519 code for a protein of 486 amino acids.